UUGCUAAAAAAAAAGAAAAUAAAAUAAAAACGGAAAAACGCGCGACUCCGCGACGACCACCCCUUAAAUUAAACGAUCUCAGUGCAUGGUGUAAGAUAGAGUGGCCUCGGAUGAUGCCCGUUCGACGAUUAUCAGUGCGUAUGUGGGGGUGACUACAGGAGUGAUGGGGCGGGGGCAAAGCCCCAUGGAGCUCGGCUAGGAGCGUGUUGAGGGCAGCCCGGCCCCUCUGCUCCUUAGCCGAACCCGGCCGACUUAUGGAUCCGGUUGGGGAUCGGUCGUUAAGGCCGAGCGCCUUUGAUAAGAUGGAGGGGCUGGUGCAAGAGAUGCAGGAUCCAGAGAAUGGUGUACCAGUACGAAGUCAGAAGCUUUUUUUAACAUCAAUACCCUCCGCAUUUAUGGGAUAUGACCUGAUUGAGUGGUUAAUGGAACGACUUGGAAUUGAAGAGUCCGAGGCCCUAAAUCUGGCAAAUCAACUCUGCCAAUACGGCUACUUUUUUCCUGUCAACGAUUCCAAGAAUCUCGCCGUAAAAGACGACAGUUCUUUAUAUAGGUUUCAGUCCCCAAACUAUUGGCCGUUUCAACAUAGACCACCCGAUCAAGUCGAAUAUGCCAUUUAUUUAGCGAAGAGAACGAUGAGAAACAAGCAACGUCACGGUUUGGAGGAUUACGAAUUGGAAGCGCUUGGAAACCUGCGAAAAAAUCUCGUUAACAAAUGGGAGUACAUCACAAGUCAUGCAGAAGAACAGGCGAAAGCGGCGAAAAUGUUGAAAAAAGGUGAAAAAGUUGUGAGUGAUUCGCAAGAAAGGGCCUAUUGGAGGAGCCACAGACCUCCGCCUGGUUUCGUUAGUUCGUUAGAACAAUGCCCCGUUCCCGUUAAAAAUAGGAAUGGCCCUAAAUUACGUAAGAAAGCCCUAGAAGAUUGCCAAAGAGAGGUUGAUAUGUUAAAAAGAAGUUUAUCCAGGACGAGAAUAAAAGUAUCGCAAGCAUUGGAAAGUAUGGUGCAACACGUGGAAACGUACACGGAAUAUGAUCCGAUGAUUACUGGCACGUUGCCUUCAAAUCCUUGGGUUUCGGAAGAUGCAACAUAUUGGCAACAAAACUCUCCGUUUGUUGAAGUACCAACAGAAAAACGAGUAAAACGUUGGGGUUUAUCGAUGGAAGAAUUGGUUAGGGAUCCGACCGGUAUACAAGAGUUUACGAAUUAUUUAAGAAAAGAGUAUAGUCAUGAGAACAUCCGGUUUUGGACGGCGGUGAACGAUUUAAGAAGAUCGUCACAGUCGCAAAUACAACGAAAAGUCCAGGAUAUUUUUGAAGAAUUUUUAGCACCAGGCGCUCCUUGCGAAAUCAAUAUUGAUGGUAAAACGAUGGAAAGAGUGCACCACGAAAUGAAGAACCCAACCCGAUUUACAUUUGAUGCGGCUCAAGAUCACGUUUACACCCUUCUGCUCAAAAAGGAUUGUUAUCCGCGUUUUAUCCGUUCGGAACAUUAUAAAAAUUUAUUGGCCAAUGGGAAACAGCCUUUACAAAGAAAAAGAUUCUUUGGUUUUGGCCCGGCGAAAAAGAAAAUAUCAUCAACGGCACCUCCAAAUCCCGCGGCUCUUCUCCAACAUCAAACUCCAUCGGGAAGUUCGGUUGCUGGGGCGUUAACAAAACGAAGAGGUAGCGAUCGCAGUCUUUCCGGUUCAGCUCAUGAACUCGCCGUUUCCGGUGUUAGAGACACCAGAGUGCCACAUUCGCAUUCGCAAAGUAAUCUUAGCGACAUUCCUUACAGGGGCGACCUCGCGUGCCACUCCAAAGCUCCGUUGACGCACCUUCAAAGCCCGGCCGAAGUUGCGGAUGAACAACAAGAAACUGACACCGAAUCCUCAUCUUCACGCAGGGUGAAGAAACCAUCAAUAGCCGUAAUAGCUGGUGCUUCAACAUCUGAAGACGUUUGCCCUUGGGAACAAACGGAACCACCGCGAUCACGAAAAAAUUCAAUUCAAUUAGAUUCCGGGAGUUCAUCAUCAGAUGUAAGCGUGGCAAUCGUUUCCGAUGUUUCGGACCGUUUAAGAAGACAAUGCGGCAUUCAACAACAAUUUACUUUGGAUGGUGAUAAUCGGGGUCGCGGUCAAUCUUCAUCACGAAGACUUUCGACGGCAUCUUACGUAGUUGAUGCCACAAGAAGGGCAUCGAUUUCGGCACCUCUUCCGGUUACAACAUCCGAAUCGAGUAUACAACCGAAAAGGGCUGCUUCUUCAUCGGAUGAGUGCCCCCAAACGGAAACGGAAAAGGACAAUAAUAAUGUUGCUUCUUCUUCUACGCAAAAAACAUUUAAAAAGAGUCAUAGUCUAGUUAAGACGUGCUCUGUAACAGGUGCAAAUGCUCCUAUUAUUAGUGUUAGUUCAGUGGCGGACGAUAAUUACGUUGUUAUUGAAGAAAAUAAAGAGAUUAAGGAAAAUGAAAAGGCAAAAAUUGAAGAACCCGAUGAUAAUAAUGAUGAUAAUAAUGAAAAUGAAAGAAACGAGAAAGGAAAAAAUAAAAUGACCGAUGUUGUUUUAGUUUACGAGGAAUUAAUCGAUGAAAUUCCUAGUACAAGCGGAGCUUUAUCAACAACAAUAACUUCAAGUAGUAAACAAUUAGCUCCUUUGGCUGAACCAGAUUGUGAAUCACCGAUAAGUGAAGUUGCGCCGGAAACCCCCGGUGACGGUGAUGGCCAAGAUGCUGAAGCUAAAUCGAACGACGUUUGUCCAUGGGAAGAUGAGGAGUCGUGCAAAGUGGACACCCCGUUCGUCAAGACUUAUGCCACACUCGGUUAUUUAUAAAAUGUCUACUUAAAAAAAGAUAUUUAGAAAAAUAAUUAAAUAAAACCAAGAAAACCCCACAAAA
Messenger RNA from Onthophagus taurus, 2868 nucleotides. Its product is annotated as regulator of G-protein signaling 11. Gene Ontology annotation, cellular component: cytoplasm; plasma membrane; neuron projection. NCBI's taxonomy places the organism in Eukaryota, Metazoa, Arthropoda, Insecta, Coleoptera, Scarabaeidae. The record is from RefSeq and is a predicted model, not a curated record. Gene Ontology annotation, molecular function: GTPase activator activity. Gene Ontology annotation, biological process: regulation of G protein-coupled receptor signaling pathway; intracellular signal transduction; G protein-coupled receptor signaling pathway.